Molecule: messenger RNA, 1729 nt
Organism: Tuber melanosporum (Perigord truffle)
Lineage: Eukaryota; Fungi; Ascomycota; Pezizomycetes; Pezizales; Tuberaceae
Exons: 7
Coding region: 187-1464 (425 amino acids)
Biological process (GO): pyrimidine nucleotide-sugar transmembrane transport
Cellular component (GO): Golgi membrane; intracellular membrane-bounded organelle
Molecular function (GO): pyrimidine nucleotide-sugar transmembrane transporter activity
Source: RefSeq, a predicted model, not a curated record
CCACGACACUCGCGCUCCCAUGAACAACUCCUCGAACAAAGGCUGCGAACCACAACAGUAGAUUCAUCACCUUCCGUCUUCCUUCCUUUCCUCCACCUCCACUCCCCCACCACAAUUCUCCUCACUCUGCCCUGACCCCACAAAAAAUAACUCCGCUAACAAGGAGACACAAUAUCAACAUUGAACAUGCCUCGCAGAGUGGUUAUCGCGCUGCUUGUCACCGGCAUGCUAGUGACAGGCGUUGCAAAUACCUUGUUGACAAAGUAUCAAGAUAAUCAGUGUGUUCGUAACUGCGAAGACCCAGGUAUCUCCAAGCGCUUUGAGCAGCCAGUCAUGCAGACGCUACAGAUGUUUAUCGGCGAGAUGGGAUGUUGGUUGAUCGUCGGGCUCUUUUCCUUCAAACAAUGCAUUCGCAAUCGUCAGCGCAAAACCGCCGGGUACGAGCCUGUUGGUGCGGAAGAUGAUGCUCCUGCUGGACCUGCCGAUGGGACUUCCAGCCCGAGUCCUGCUGUCAAACCGUUGGCACCAAGCCUUGACGGGCGUUCUCCAAUUUCCGGGGUGAAGGUUUUUUUGCUUGCCAUUCCAGCUUGCUGUGACAUUGCGGGAACUACUCUUAUGAAUGUCGGGUUACUCUUCGUUGCUGCGAGUAUCUACCAGAUGACCCGAGGCGCUCUCGUGCUUUUCGUUGGUCUUUUUAGUGUUCUUUUCCUCAAGCAUCACCUACGGGGUUUUCACUGGUUCGCUCUCUUUAUUGUCGUGAUUGGUGUCGGCAUUGUCGGUCUUGCUGGUGCUCUUUGGAAAGAGGAACCGCCGGUUAAGGGCAACCAUCUCUUGGUUACUUCAACUCCUGACGUUCCGAUUGCUGUCCAAACAAUUAUUGGUGUUCUUCUCAUUGCAGGAGCUCAGAUAUUUACUGCUGCCCAGUUUGUUGUUGAACAGUACAUCCUCGAGCAUUAUACCAUAGAACCCUUGAAAGUUGUUGGCUGGGAAGGAAUUUUCGGAUUCCUUGUCACCGUCAUCGGGAUGGGGAUCCUCCACUUCACCAUCGGUCAGACACCUAAGGGGCGGUAUGGCUACUUCGAUGCUGUCGAGGGCUUUAGAGAGAUUACUCAGUACAGGGAGGUUACCCUCUCCUCAAUCGCCAUCAUGAUCUCGAUUGGUGGAUUUAAUUACUUUGGUAUAUCUGUCACCCGUUCAAUCUCCGCCACUGCUAGGAGUAUCAUCGACACCUGCCGCACCUUGUUUAUCUGGAUGGUAUCUUUGGCACUUCACUGGGAGAGCUUCAAAUGGCUUCAGAUCGUUGGAUUCUCACUCUUGGUUUACGGCACUUUCUUGUUCAACGAACUCACUCCACCACCAUUCAUCUUUUGCCUUUCUAGAAGAUACAAUAGAGGGGAACUCCGGAGAGAACAACAUGAGAGGGAGAGGGCUAGACAGGCUUUACUUCCCGGUGCCACUGAUUAGACUCCAUUAGAUAUUUGGGAACAAUCACACCAACAGGGCAGUGAUUGCGGCGUGGUUUGGCGUAGUGUUGUGAGGUCUUGUUCUGCCUUUUCUUCAUUCUUUCAUGCUAUGUUUGUUUUUUUCUCUUUCUUUUAUGGUGUGCUGAAUGGGGAUUGAAUCGCAAUUGUUGGGCGUGGGAGUUGGGAUUGGCGGAGUGAUGUUGAAUUGUUCCAAAUUGUUACAAGUUAAACUGCGGGGAUAAAGAAAUCAGGAUUAGGAUAACCUA